AUGUCACUGCCAGCGGAACCAGACCCAGAGACGCCCAAACCAGCGAGACAACACCACUGCUUCCAAUGUGAAAAGAGAUUUUCCCGAUCAGGGGACCUCAAAGCUCAUGAGAGGACACACACAGGAGAAAAGCCUUUCCAAUGUUCCCAGUGUGGAAAGAGUUUUACCAUGUUAAAUAACCUGAAAAGGCAUGAGAGAAUACACACAGGAGAAAAGCCAUUCCAAUGUUCCCAUUGUGGAAAGAGUUUUACUCAGAUAGGGCACCUAAAAGAGCAUGAGCGAAAACACACAAGAGAAAAGCCUUACCACUGCUCCAAGUGUAAAAAUAGAUUUUCCCGAGUAGGGGACCUAAAAGCUCAUGAGAGGACACACACAGGAGAAGAGCCUUUCCAAUGUUCCCAGUGUGGAAAGAUUUUUACCCUGUUAGCUAACCUGAAAAGGCAUGAGAGAAUACACACAGGAGAAAAACCUUACCACUACUUCCAAUGUGAAAAGCGAUUUUCCCGAUCAGGUGACCUAAAAGCUCAUGAGUGGACACACACAGGAGAAGAGCCUUACCACUGCUCCCAGUGUAAAAAGCGUUUUACCGUGUUAGCUAACCUGAAAAGGCAUGAGUGGACACACACAGGAGAAAAGCCUUUCCAAUGUUCCCAGUGUGGAAAGAGUUUUAUCGUGUUAACUAACCUGAAAAGGCAUGAGCGAAUACACACAGGAGAAAAGCCAUUCCAAUGUUCCCAGUGUGGAAACAGUUUUACUCAGAGAGGGCAUCUAAAAGAGCAUGAGAGAAUACACACAGGAGAAAAGCCUUACCACUGCUCCCAGUGUAAAAAGAGAUUUUCCCGAGUAGGGGACCUAAAAGCUCAUGAGUGGACACACACAGGGGAAAAGCCUUUCCAAUGUUCCCAGUGUAGAAAUAGUUUUACCGUGUUAGCUACCCUGAAAAGGCAUGAGAGAAUACACACAGGAGAAAAGCCAUUCCAAUGUUCCCAGUGUGGAAAGAGUUUUACUCAGAUAGGGCACCUAAAAGAGCAUGAGCGAAAACACACAAGAGAAAAGCCUUACCACUGCUCCAAGUGUAAAAAUAGAUUUUCCCGAGUAGGGGACCUAAAAGCUCAUGAGAGGACACACACAGGAGAAGAGCCUUUCCAAUGUUCCCAGUGUGGAAAGAUUUUUACCCUGUUAGCUAACCUGAAAAGGCAUGAGAGAAUACACACAGGAGAAAAACCUUACCACUGCUUCCAAUGUGAAAAGCGAUUUUCCCGAUCAGGUGACCUAAAAGCUCAUGAGUGGACACACACAGGAGAAGAGCCUUACCACUGCUCCCAGUGUAAAAAGCGUUUUACCGUGUUAGCUAACCUGAAAAGGCAUGAGAGAAUACACACAGGAGAAAAGCCUUAUCAAUGUUCCCAAUGUGGAAUGAGUUUUAUUCAGUUAGGGAGCCUGAAGGAGCAUGAGUGGACACACACAGGAGAAAAGCCAUUCCAAUGUUCCCAGUGUGGAAACAGUUUUACUCAGAGAGGGCAUCUAAAAGAGCAUGAGAGAAUACACACAGGAGAAAAGCCUUACCACUGCUCCCAGUGUAAAAAGAGAUUUUCCCGAGUAGGGGACCUAAAAGCUCAUGAGAGGACACACACAGGGGAAAAGCCUUUCCAAUGUUCCCAGUGUAGAAACAGUUUUACCGUGUUAGCUACCCUGAAAAGGCAUGAGAGAAUACACACAGGAGAAAAGCCAUUCCAAUGUUCCCAGUGUGGAAAGAGUUUUACCUGGUUAAGGAGCCUGAAGGAGCAUAAGAGAACACACAUGAAAAAAGCCCCACCACUGCUCUCUCUCUGUGUGGAAGGACAAUUUCCCAGUCAGAGAACCUGAAAUCACAUGAGAGAAUAGAGAGGCUGUGUUCUGACUUAUGCUUUUAACUGACAAUUUGUGUUUUUGUUUAUGCCACAUGAAAACAUUUUGUUUAUAUGAAUUCUUACUCAGAAAUAGGCAUAUUUUUGUUUUUUCACCUCGAGGCCUGAUCAUAUCUAAAAUCAGAUUAAAUACUAUAAAAUGUGUAUUUUGUUUUGGUUAUGAACUUUAAUGCAUUGGUUACAGGUAUAAACCCUCAGUUGUUCAUUAUAUUAUUUGGAUAUUGCUAAAUGUAAAUUAUUAUAUAGAUGAAUGGAACUUUGCAUUUCUUGAUUCUAACCUUGAAACCUAUAGACUUUGAUUUGAUAUAUAAGAUUAGGCUUUUGCUAAAUGAAUUUGAUUGAAAUUGAUUGGAUAUUGCAAAAUGAAUUUGAUUACAUGAUUUGGAUAUUGCAAAAUGUAAAUGAUGAACUCGAUUCAUAGCAUGUGCAUUUCUUGAUUCUAACAUUGAAACCUUUUGAAUUUACUUGUGUUUCAUUUAGUUAAUUUGUAUAAUAAAGUCCUCAAGCUAAAGGUGUAUGAAAAUGUGUUGUUCUGAUAACAUUGAUAAGUUGUUGACAUGAAAAACAUUCACUACCUCAUGACUGUUUCCAUCAGUAUUAUUCCACCAUGUCAGAGAGAACUGGUGCUGAUUGUAAAAAUGAUUUUAUUAAUGCAGCGUAAUUUUAUCUGAAUAGAAAUAAAAUCACAUGAGAGAA
Messenger RNA from Coregonus clupeaformis (lake whitefish), 2603 nucleotides. RefSeq names its product zinc finger protein 658B-like. NCBI's taxonomy places the organism in Eukaryota, Metazoa, Chordata, Actinopteri, Salmoniformes, Salmonidae. The record is from RefSeq and is a predicted model, not a curated record. Gene Ontology annotation, molecular function: RNA polymerase II cis-regulatory region sequence-specific DNA binding; DNA-binding transcription factor activity. The transcript is spliced from 2 exons. Gene Ontology annotation, biological process: regulation of transcription by RNA polymerase II. Bases 1 to 1866 code for a protein of 621 amino acids.